Entamoeba dispar SAW760 is the source of this 1179-nucleotide messenger RNA. Its product is annotated as phospholipase D, putative. The record is from RefSeq and is a predicted model, not a curated record. Gene Ontology annotation, molecular function: catalytic activity. Gene Ontology annotation, biological process: cell motility. Bases 1 to 1179 code for a protein of 392 amino acids. NCBI's taxonomy places the organism in Eukaryota, Evosea, Mastigamoebida, Endamoebidae. The transcript is spliced from 2 exons.
AUGAAAUUGGGUUUGUCGGUGGAAUUGACCUUUGUAUUGGGAGGUAUGACACUCAUGACCACCAAAUAUCACCUUGUGUCAAACAAGAUGGUCAUUGUAAUGCCAUGGCAUGACAUUCACUGUAUGGUUAAUGGAACAAUUUUAAAUGACCUCCAAUAUCAUUUUCAUCAACGAUGGCAAUUUUAUAAUGGGACCAUUGAGUCUAUUGCUGUAAAUACCUACGAGGGUUCAGAUGAAAUGAAAUUAUGUAGAUCAAUAUGUAAUGGUUCUGGGUCUCAAAAUGAAUGUAGUAUUUAUGGAGAAAUGCUUCGGUUAAUAAGAAAAGCAGAACAUUUUAUUUAUAUUGAACAACAAUAUUUUUUAAGUAAUUGUGGCACACAAAAUAUUUCAAAUAAACUUGGUCAAGCAAUAGCCAAAAAGAUAGUUACAUCCUUUGAAAAAGGAAAAAAAUUUUUUGUGGUCAUAGUGUUACCAGUGUUCAGUGAAGGCCAAUUAAGGCAAAAAUCAAUUAGAAAAAUUUUAGAGUAUACCAGGAAAUCUAUAUAUGAUGGUCCCAAUAGUAUUUUUAAUAUUGCUAAAAGGAAUGGUGUAAGGGAUAUUUCCAGUUAUUUGUGUGUUUGUAAUUUGUACAAUUAUGGAUGGUGUGAAAAAUAUGGAAUAACUUCAAGUCAAAUUUAUGUUCACUCAAAGUUAAUGAUAAUAGAUGAUAAAUAUGCACUAAUAGGUUCAGCUAAUAUGAAUGACCGUUCAUUACGUGGAGAUCGUGAUACUGAAAUUGCAAUUUCUAUUAAAGAAACAAAUCAAAUAAAAGAAUUAUUUGGAAGAGAAGAAAUCAAUGUCUGUAAAAAAAUUUCAUCAUUGAGAAAAAAAUUGUGGAUGGAACACCUUGGUUUCAAAGAGCAAUUAGCCUUUCUUGUUGAAGAUGCUUAUGAGUGUUUCGAAUCAAUUUGGAAACAAGUAGCUCAUGAAAAUAGACUUAUUUAUGAACAAGUCUUUCCAUUAUUUCCAAGAGACGCUUUUACAUAUUACAUCAAUACAGAAAAACAUACUCAUCCGAUUGCAGUUAAAGAAAAAUUACCUUUGCUGGUUAAAGUCCAAGGUCAUCUUGUGUUAGCAUCUCUAAUAUUUGGUUCAAAAGAACAUCAACGAAGUUAUGGAUUAACUGCUGUUGUUACUUAA